Punica granatum (pomegranate) is the source of this 1790-nucleotide messenger RNA. The record is from RefSeq and is a predicted model, not a curated record. Lineage: Eukaryota; Viridiplantae; Streptophyta; Magnoliopsida; Myrtales; Lythraceae.
GCCUGAAUAACGCAUCUGAAACUUCUUGAUCCUCGUCACUAUGCUAGACGAGGAGCGCACCACUGUUUUAUUUCCACUCUCAGUUGAAAUUGGGAUUUCGGCUCGCAGCACAUAAGAUGCGACAUUAGAAAGGUCCCCACGAUCUCCGAGUUUCAAGUGAAAGUUAUCAGGUUUCAAUCAAUCGGAGGGGAAGACGAAGGAGGCUACGCUCAAUGCCUCUCUCCUCGAUUCUCAUCUCUGUCCCAACCUGACUGCUUUCCCCUCCUCCUCCCUCAACCGCCCGCGACCUCUUGCCCUCGGUCGCUGCUCCUCCGACCAGCCCGAACCUCAUCUCCAUAUCCCGGCGGCCCUCGCCGCUUCUGCCUCUCCUCAAGCCUUCCUUGAAAAUCCUUGGCAGAUUCGUUUGAUUCAGGUUCCUCUACUUUUUCUCCUCCCAACCCGUGACGCCACUUCCUCUACUGAUCUCCGACGGACGCUUCUAAGUCAUUUCAGUGCAGUUUGGGUUCUUGAGGAAUUCAUCAUGUUGCCACGAUGGAGCAGAGCAAUGAAUUGUUUAUCGAGGGUCAGGACAGUAAAGAGCGUGGAGAGCUGCAAAGAAUUUCCAGUGCUUUCGAAUCACAACUAUGCUGUUGCUGCCUCUGCAGCACCUACAGCCACAUAUUCCCCUGAUAAUGGUCUCCCCGGCAACGCUGCAGCAAAUUUGGGUAAAAUGUUUCAAUCUAAGCCCUGUUCCCUAGCUCUAGCCAGAGACUCUCCAUUGAGAAUAGAGGAGCCACAUUAUGAAGGCAUUCGACAUUUUCUUCUCAAGUUGAUGCUUUUUUACAGCAAGCAAAGCAAAUCUAUCAGAGGAGCAAAUGUCGUUUACCGGCGUAUCCUUUCACAAGUUGAUAAACCCCCAAUUUAUGAAGUAUUUAAUUUGGAGAAAACAUUUAAAAUGACGUUUUCUCUACUUGUACUUCAUAUGUGGCUUUGCUUGCGCCGCUUGAAACAAGAGGGAAAGGAAGGUGUCGAAUUUGGGCAAUACUUAUACGAGAUCUACAAUCAUGAUGUGGAGUUAAGAGUAUCUAAAGCCGGGGUUAACUUAUUGUUGACGAAGUGGAUGAAGGACUUGGAGAAGAUAUUCUAUGGAAAUAUUGUUGCUUAUGAAACUGCCAUGCUUCCAGAUGCUAAGCAAGAUGAACUAGUGAAUUCGAUAUGGAGGAACAUUUUUUCUGACGAUGGCUCACCCAUGCCAACUGAUCCUGCUGUACUAUCUGCAGUCCAGGCAAUGGCAAGGUAUGCUCGUCGGGAAUCAUUUUGCCUCUCCUUGACAGAUAAAGAGGCGAUGUUUUCAGGGAACUUCAUGUUCACCCGCUUGAAGAGUUCAACCGAUCCCAUGAAAGCGUAAGUGGUAAAAUGAUGUCUGAUUUGUGCAUCAUUGGAGUCAUAAAGAAGAGCGGGGACUGUUAUUCCACACGGCUUCCGAGAUGUCAUUUGACAUCAUCCAGCAGCUUACUCUUAUAGCUAUUUCAGCAUCGCUCAGUACACUUGGUUCUAAUAUUUCUUGGCCGUAUUGGAAAUAAAUCAUCGAUGGUGGAGCAGAGUUUAGAAACUUUGUGAAGAGGUUGAUGUUUUAUCCAUCUUUCAUCGACUAAUGUUCAUGGUCCAUCAGUGAAUGUGGAAAGAUACCAACAAGAGGAUGAGGCAACUUGUUGAAUGACAGAUAGUUUAUUAUUUUGCUUUUAAUUUGUUAUUUUGAGAAUAAUUGUUCAUGCAAUUUGUCAUUUAAUAAAGUAAUAUGUUAUUCUAAA